AUGGGAGUCAGUGAUGGGAGUGGCGGUGGUAGUGAUGAGAGUGAGCAGGACGGUGGUAGUGAUGGGAGUCAGGUAGGGCAGUGGGAAGUGAUGGGAGUAAGCAGGAGUGAUGGGAGUCAGCAGGACGGUGGUAGUGAUGGGAGUCAGCAGGACGGUGGUAGUGAUGGGAGUCAGCAGGACGGUGGUAGUGAUGGGAGUCAGCAGGACGGUGGUAGUGAUGGGAGUCAGCAGGGCGGUGGUAGUGAUGGGAGUCAGCAGGGCGGUGGUAGUGAUGGGAGUCAGCAAGGCGGUGGUAGUGAGGGUAGCAAUAGAGGCACAUGUGUCCAGCAGCAGGCAGCUCCACGCCCUGGCCUGGCCUGGCCUGGCCUGGCCUGGCCCAGGUGGCCUCAACAGAUCAAUACAACUGUUACAAAUAAACUCCACAUCCAAAAUUCAGCAACAUCCAGCGUUAUGUUUUUGUGUAGCGGGCGAGGAUUAGGUGGGCCGUAA
Molecule: messenger RNA, 489 nt
Organism: Homarus americanus (American lobster)
Lineage: Eukaryota; Metazoa; Arthropoda; Malacostraca; Decapoda; Nephropidae
Product: glycine, alanine and asparagine-rich protein-like
Exons: 1
Coding region: 1-489 (162 amino acids)
Source: RefSeq, a predicted model, not a curated record